GACAAUUCUACAAAAUCAAUUUGUCAUUACCGGAAAACUCGUAUACUUAUCACCUUCCACGAAGCAAUUUUCUAAUACUCUUGGCUUAAUCAUCAGCUUUACAAAAUGCGCAUUGCACCAGUGACGCAUAUGUCUUAUCAUAUAUUUGUGCGUUGCAAUGCAAUCAUGUUACCAAUACUUGAACACGGACUGUCGCUGGACUCCUAAACUCGCCGAGGGCAUUGGAAUGUCUGUGUCCGUUCCUGCGGUCAUUAAUGCACCGCCUUGUCGCGAUUGCUACGGGCGCGCAACGCGCGUUGCGGCCAGUCUCGUCGAUCGUGUUGCUUAGUGUGUUCGCACUCGAGGGACCUUCGCGAGAACAUCCGCGAAUUCGUCCAUCGAGAUCAUUGUGCGUGCGUGCGUGCACCUGACCACAUUUGACGACGAGGACGACAUUGCGUGCUAUUCGUGGUGUGUGUGCAUGGCGUCGAUAGUCGUGUCGACAAUAAGAUCAGCCGGCGAGCGAUGACACGCCCGCACCGUCGCAGCACAUAGCAAGGGAAUCAUAGCGGAUAGCGCAGAGCCACUGUGAGUCAGUGUUCAAUGUAAACUUGCUGAAACAGAGUGGAUAGAUGACAACCUUCUCAGGAAGAAGGUAUGGCAAGCUUGAUGGUGAACACCUCUAGUAAAAACAGUUCGCGCAGUGGAUCUCCCAGUAGAGCAACUUCAACAUCUCAACUACAUCAGCAGCAGCAGUCAGGAAACUUAGAUCACACUCCAAGAUUACGUAAUGCUCCAAUUUCUCAGGCAGGAGAGGGUAGCACAGGCAGUGGUAGCGGCGGUGGUGGUGCUGCGAGCAGCCUUAGCAUGAAAAGCAGCGGUAGGCAAAGAUCACCAGGAAAUAUAAUUCGCGUGGGAGACGCCAUGGAGGAACAAAGUAAUACAAGCACUGCCGAACCAGAGGAGUUUGUGCCAAACAUUCAUCCACCGACUGAUGACGAAGGAGAACAAUACCACGCAACUCAAUCGUUCCUAUCGAAUGGCUCUUCUGAACUGAUAGCUGAUGAUGUUGAUUCCAGCGCCGUAAGAGUUCGUCAAGCUAUUGAACACAUUCAAAGUAAAAUUGCUAAGACGCGAGAGCUAAUAAGAAUAGAACAAACUACGCGGGAUGAAAACGUCAAUGAAUAUUUGAAAUUAGCUGCUAACGCAGACAAGCAACAAUUAACUAGGAUUAAAACAGUAUUCGAAAAAAAGAAUCAAAAAUCGGCGCACAGUAUUUCGCAGUUACAAAAGAAGCUAGACAGUUAUAUGAAAAAAUUAAGAAAUUAUGAGAUGAAUGGCGCGCCUACGAGUCACAGGCAACCGAGGGAAAUGUUACGGGACAUGGGACAAGGACUUAAAAACGUUGGAGGCAACAUCAGGGAUGGAAUCACUGGUUUUUCAGGAACUGUAAUGUCUAAACCGAGAGAGUUUGCUCAUCUUAUUAAAAACAAAUUUGGAAGUGCUGAUAAUAUAAAUACUUUAUCACAUGGCUCGACUUUUUAUGUAAACGAUACACCGCAUGCAGGUAAUGGUGAUAACGCUAGCGUUGAAGACGAUAAAGUCCAUCAUGGCUCGGCCACGCUUCCUGGUGGAUGCAGUCUAGGAUCUACACAAAGCGCAGCUGCUAUGAAAUUUCCGUCUGAGGAAGGAUCGGAGUGUUCUAGCGUGACUAGUGAAAGCGGCCCCGGUAGUAGAGGACAGCCGCACACGUGUCACAGUAAUAACGCAGCUCUGAGUCUCAAGUCUAUUUUCUCAGAAUUGCAGGAGCAUCGAGAGACUCUCGAUCGAAUGAGAGAAAAAUUGGAUACCAUAAAGACGCUGCAACAGGAAGUGACAUAUCUUUCUCAUUCCCUCCAAGAGGAGCGUUUCAGAUGCGAACGUUUAGAAGAGCAGAUCAAUGAUUUAACAGAAUUACAUCAGAACGAAGUAGAGAACUUGAAACAAACAAUUACAGACAUGGAGGAGAAGGUGCAAUAUCAAAGCGAGGACAGGCUACGGGAUAUACACGAAAUGUUGGAGAGUUGUCAAACUAAGAUUUGUAAAAUGGAACAUCAGCAACAGCAGCACCAGCAAUACGUGACGUUGGAGGGUCUGGAUAACAGCAACGCAAGAGCAUUAGUUGUAAAAUUGAUAAAUAUAGUGCUAACGGUAUUACAAGUUGUUUUGCUCCUCGUUGCAACGGGUGCUGGCAUCAUGAUGCCUUUUCUCAGAACUAGCUGUACUAAGCCUCAUUGUUUCAUGUGUAGGGUGCGUAUAUUAACAACUACAUUCGUUGUCCUGGGCAUAGUAUUUGUGCUGAAACAAUGGCCUGAGGUGCACGACGUCGGUAGUCACCUCAUGCGCCACCUUAAACAGACUCUCGCCAUGAAGGAGCAUUGGUGGAAUACUUAAGUUUAAUCAAACCCUGUGAUGCUGAGCUACACUGGACAUAUUGAUUGAAACUUUGCAUCCGUUUAUCAGUGUUGUAGCACUGGAGCAAUAAUAGUACGUAUAUGUGUGUAAAUAAGUUUCUUUUUGGGUUGUUUAAAUUUAUUAUUGUCAUUAUUAUUGUUAUUAUUAUUAUUAUUUUGUCAUUAUUAUUAUUAUUUUAUAAAGAAUAAGUAAUAUGUAUUUUUGAUACCGUUAUUUAAACUGACGAAGCUACUUUGCUGUAGAGAAGAUACGUGAUUUUCAAAUUAAUUUGUACAAACUUUCAUUAAUUUUAUAAUUUAUAUCGCUUUCUUUCGAUUAGCAUUAUUUUUCACUGAUCGCGGAAACUAUAAUGCUGGAUAGAUAACAUUUAGAAAUUUCUAUACUAAAGCACGAAGAAUGAUUCAAAUACUACACAGUGUUACCGUUCGACUAUGGUUAUAUACGCCGCAUUGUUGCAAAAGUUUAAGUUCACCGGUUAGCAAUAUAUUACUAUAUGUUGAUUGUUUCACGGAUAAAUGUCAAAGUGAUGUAAAAGAAGCAAGGCGAAAAAGAAUUGUUUAAGUUAUGCACACGAGAAUAUUUCACGGUUGGUCCAGUCACAAAUAAUGGAUGUACAAUCGAUUUGUUUCUUAUUGAAUGUAUAUCGAUAAGUAAAGCUAAAUGAGGAAUUUAGAACAUCCGAAUCGUCCAAUUGCUAAACAAUAAUGUAAAUUAAGGCAGAGCUCUUAUAUGUCACUGGAGGCAGUGAUGGUGUCCGGCAUUGUAUAAAGUAUGAAGUAGUAUGUACCGUACUGUACAUCGUUUACUUGUUAUUUGUAAGAUCCGAUACAAAUGUAAGUUCUAGAAAGUGCAAGCUUUUCAACUUUCAUUGUUGUGCAUUGCGUAAAAAGUAACUAGUAAGUUAGUUCACGCAUGCAAUGAAAGGAUAAUGAAGAAUUUGGCUGAAAGAGCUAACGCUGAGAAACGUUACUGUCGUGGAGGGAAUGCGGCAAUUUGGGUAUGAAUAAAAAGUUUCACACACAACGCAUGUACUGUUACAUCCGAUAUCAGAAGAGGA
This is a messenger RNA of Linepithema humile (Argentine ant), 3490 nucleotides long. It is a transcript of the gene Dmtn, whose product is annotated as transmembrane and coiled-coil domain 2 protein Dmtn. Gene Ontology annotation, cellular component: endomembrane system. The record is from RefSeq and is a predicted model, not a curated record. Lineage: Eukaryota; Metazoa; Arthropoda; Insecta; Hymenoptera; Formicidae.